AUGACGGAAUCGACGCAGGAACGAUCUUCAAAGGAGGAAAAACAAUUGAAAAUCAUUAAUGCAAUUUAUUCGUCUUCAAACCGAGAUCUUCCACCGGAUGUUCAACUGGGUAAAAUGGUUAACAAAAGCAAGGAACGGCGUAAGGCUCGUAAACGCCUGUUAUCCAAUUCGAAGACCAACGAAGAUUUGGAAGUCAUUGAAGUAUCUCUUCAGAAAAAACGCCUUCUCGAAGAUGAACCCCAAAAAGAAAUAAUAAUGAACGACGAGUCAUGCACAAUUCUUCCAACUAGAGAAAUAUUAGGUCAACAAGUUGUUACAGCUGUUAGAAAUAAGAAAUUCGCUAUAAUAGAGGGACCCCUCGGAUGUGGUAAAACAUUUCUUGCCUCCUACGCUGCCAAUUCAUUAAACUUGCCGUUGAAUGUGAUGCAGAUGGGCGACCAGAUUGAUUCGAAAACUUUAUUUGGCUCCUAUUACUGUACUGAAGUCGCCGGACAAUUCCAUUGGAAUGAAUCAACAUUUUCCAAGUGGCUUCGCACUCCUUGCGUGAUUCUACUCGAAGACAUCGAUGCAGCGAAUGCGGAUGUUAUCACGAAGAUUAUUGAAAUUGCGUCGUCUCGUAAAACAGACGCAUCAGAUGAGGAGAAGAAUUGCGUGUUUCACGAGAGCGUUCGAAUAUUGGCAACAAUGUCGGGAAAAGGCAAGAGAAACGCGGUUUUGGACGGUGUGCCGAUUCGAAUAAAAGUUGGGCCGCUUAGCGAUGAAGAAUUGAAACGUCUAGCUUCAAAAGCAUUUCCAAGAAUUUCACAUUUAUCUAGAACACUUAUUUCAAUAUUCCGAACCAUGGAGGCCAUUCCAGGCAAUGGGAAUUCACGACAACUAACAUCAGCAGACUUUCUUCGUGGAUGUUCUCGUCUUUCGAAACUUGCCGAUGUUAGCGCAAAUGUUGAAGCAUUCGCUGAAUUGAUUGAUGUUUGGUGUUUAGCUGAUACGAAGGAUCGAUCCAUGGAAAUGUGCAACAAGGUGGCAGCAAUGUUGAACGUUCAUCCCGACAGAGUUCACACUCAUAUGUCGGUUCGACAGCCUGAUGUGAACUACGAUGAUAAAGUGGUGUCCAUCGGAAGAGCGAUUCUUCCUAGAGAACAAUCGAUGAUCAAAUCAGCUAGACAUCGAUUAGGACAUACUCGUGACGUCGUCCAGCUGAUGGAAAGAAUUGCGGUUUGUGUGUCGAACAACGAACCGCUGCUGUUGGUCGGCGAAACGGGAGUUGGCAAAACGUCUGUCGUCCAGGCUGUCGCGGAUCUAAUCGGAACGACUUUGAAUGUUGUCAACGUCAGCCCAACGUCGGAUUCGGAUGAGCUAAUUCAAGGGUACAAGCCAACAACGAUUGGCCAACUGAUUGAACCGUUCACCAAAUUCUACGUCGACGUCUUCUCGGCGAAUUUCGAUGUCUCGAAAAACCGGAAGUUUUUCGAUAAUCUUGAGAAAUGCCUGUCGUCUGGACGAUUCCGCGACUAUCUCAAUAUUGUCGAAGCAACUGCGAUAAAGGCGUUCGAAAAGAAGAAGAAUGGACAAAUUGACGAGCGAUGGGCUGAGAUUCUCGUGCGAGCAAAACAAAUCAGAGUUGGAUUGGAAAAAGGCGCGGCGCCGUUCGCGCUUCAGAAGGGCGCUGUGCUUGAAGCGGCCGAUAACGGGCAUUGGCUUCUUGUCGAUGAAAUCAAUUUGGCGCCGCCGGAAUGCCUCGAUGCUAUCAUUCACGCCCUCUCGGCUGCGAGCACUCAUCCGAAUUUCCGUCUAUUCGCUUGCAUGAAUCCGGCGACGGAUUCCGGAAAACGACGACUGCCGCCGAGUGUGCGCACGAAAUUCACGGAGUUCUUCGUCUCCGAAACGCACGACCCACACCAAUUGGCGCUCAUCGUGUCGGCCUAUCUGCCAACCAUUCAGCAGAAUCAUGUCGACAAUCUCGUGAAGUUCUACCUACAAGCGAAACAAAUGUAUCCAUCGACGUACAGCCUUCGAACAUUUUGUCGUGCGCUCUUAUUCGUCACCGAUAACAUGUUUGGAAGUGUGGAGCAAUCAAUCUAUGAAGCGGUAUCGAUGGCGUAUCUGACGAAUUUGGAAGACGAUGAGAAAAAUGUGAUGCGCUCAAAAAUCCAGACGAUGUUCAAAUGCUCACACGCGGCGAUGCCGUCGCCGAAAAAUGUCGAGAAUUUCGUCAAAAUCGGCGGCUAUUUGAUCGAGAAAGGCGACGUGCAUCCGGCCGACGACGCGAAAUACGUGAUCACGAAGACGGUGAAAGCGAAUUUGGCCGAAAUUUCGAGGAUCGUCUGCAGCGGACGAUUUCCAAUACUUCUCGAGGGCGAAACGUCGGCGGGAAAAACGUCGAUUGUGUGCUAUCUCGGAAAAAUCACUGGCAAUCGGAUUGUUCGCAUCAAUAAUCACGAGCACACCGAUGUUCAAGAAUAUAUGGGAUCGUAUGUGGCCGAUAAUGGCGGUCGUUUGGUUUUUCGAGAAGGUGCUCUCGUGCAAGCGGUCCGCAAUGGUUCGUGGGUUAUUCUCGACGAGCUCAAUUUGGCACCAACCGAUGUUAUUGAAGCCUUGAAUAGACUUCUCGACGACAAUCGCGAGCUGUUUGUUCCGGAAAUCAAUGAGACAAUCAAAGCGCAUCCACGAUUUCGGCUAUUCGCCACCCAGAAUCCGGCGGGCACGUAUGCUGGACGAAAGAAAUUAUCGCGAGCGCUUAUGUCGAGAUUCAUCGUGUUGCGCUUCAAUCAUUUGCCGAUGGACGAGCUAUCCGAAAUGGUUUGCACACGUUGCGACGUACCGCCGUCGGCUGCCCAUAAGAUGAUUGAAGUGCUCAAUGAGCUGCGAACGCGACGAUCCCUAUCAGGAUUGUUCUCGGCGCGCGAUGGUCUCAUGACGCUGCGCGACGUGUUCCGCUGGGCGAAACGUUUGACGACCGAUGAAACAUGCGACGAUUGGCUUCAGAUUCUCGUCAAUCACGGCUAUUUCCUGCUCGCCGGACGUUGCCGCAAUAAGAAGGAUGAAGAAACGGUGGUGGAGACGCUCCAGAAGGUCAUUAAGCGGAAUAUUGAUGUUGAAAAGCUGUUCGAUAUGGAAUCGCCCUAUAUGCCGACGGAUGUGAACACCGGCAAUGUCGUUUUGACACUUGGAAUGCGUCGAAUGUUGGUGCUUACGCAUCAGGCAUGGCUUCGCAAUGAAGCUGUGCUUCUAGUUGGAGAAACCGGUGGCGGUAAGACGACGCUGUCGGAAUUGGUGGGACGAGGGAAAUUGCGAAGCAUCAAUUGUCACGAGCGAACCGAAACCGUCGAUUUGCUCGGAAGACUUCGACCGAAACAGAAUGGCGGAUUUGAAUGGUCCGAUGGUGUUGUGAUCGCGGCGAUGCGCGACGGUGUUCCAUUGCUUGUCGACGAAAUCUCUCUCGCCGAAGAUUCGGUGCUUGAACGAUUGAAUCCGCUGUUCGAGGAGGAUCGAUCAUUAUUGUUGUCGGACGCCGGAACAGAAACCGAAUUGAUUACGGCGUUGCCGGGCUUCCAAAUUGUUGCUACGAUGAAUCCGGGAGGUGACUAUGGAAAAAAGGAGCUCUCAAAAGCACUUCGAAAUCGAUUUACUGAAGUUUGGACGUCGAGCGAUUAUACGCCUUCAGAAUUGAUGGCAAUAUUCGAUCAAAGAUUAUUGGGGAACGAGGCGACCGCUGAUGAAGCGCUAAUUUUUCCGUCGAAAACGUCGAAAGCUGUCGUCGCUUGGAUUAUUGACUUUUUUUCGAAAUACUCUCACGUGUUCAGGCACGCUCCGUCGGUUCGUGACAUUGUUGCUUGCGCCGAACUCUAUUCGGCUGCAAUUCGCGCCGGCAUCGAAUCGAUUGUCGCGAUUCGCGACGCGCUUUGCGCCGUGUUUCUUGACUCGCUUGCCGGUUUGACGACACGAUUACAAAUCAAUCCGUCGGAAGUGUUCGAUGACGCGCUUUCAAUGGUUCCUUACGGUCCAUUGGAUCCAAAAUUGCCUAAAUCGUUUUCGCUAAAGGCUCCGACAUGCGCAAAGAACUUCUACCGUAUUGCUAGAGGAUUGCUCAUCAACAAGCCGAUUUUGCUUGAAGGAGCGCCGGGUUGCGGCAAAUCAUCGACCGUAAUGGCACUAGCGCAACUCACCGGAAAUCCGAUCACACGAUUGAACUUGAGUGAUCAGACGGACUUAUCGGAUUUGUUCGGUAGCGAUGUUCCGGUGAUAACCGAGGACGGAGCGAUGAGCUUCCGUUGGGAAGAUGGGCCGGUGCUGAAAGCAAUCAAAAACGGCGAGUGGGUGCUUCUCGAUGAAAUGAACUUGGCGAGUCAAUCGGUUCUGGAAGGUCUCAACGCGUGUUUCGAUCAUCGACGUAUUCUCUAUAUCGCCGAGUUGAACAAAUCUUUCGAGAUUCCGACGACGUCCAGUUGCCGGUUUUUCGCUUGCCAGAAUCCGCGUGUUCAAGGCGGAAAUCGGCGAGCUCUUCCGAAAUCAUUUGUCAACCGAUUCACGAAUAUUUACACUGAUGAUUUGUCCAAAAAUGAUAUUGAAAUUGUUCUCAAAGGUGUUGAUUCGUCGAAUUUGCUUACGAAAGAGGUGCGGACAAUGAUGGUGGAGAUUAACCAGCGGUGUAUCGAAGAAGCCGAGGCGGCAAAGUUUGCCGGUGGUCCUCAUUCUUUCAAUCUUCGCGACUUACUUCGUUGGUAUGAAUUAGCGGCAAAGUAUAAAAGCUUGUCAGAAGCUUAUGAAGUUGUCUACGUCAGCCGAAUGCGUUCAUCGGAAGAUCGAGAAUUGAUGAGGACAAUUUUUCGUGGAUUCUCAGGCUCUUAUAGCGUUUAUCCUGCUGUUCAGUUAACUAUUGACGAGCGAGUUCUUAGAAUUGGGAAGAGCAAAAUUUCACGGCGCUCGUCGCCGACAAUGGCUCAGAAUGAGAAUCGCCUGUUGCCUUCACAAAUGGAAGUUUGUAGCAAUCUUGCCACAUGCGUUGAAAUGAAUUGGCUGGUUUUGCUCGUUGGGCCGCGGAAUUGCGGAAAGCGGAGUGCGAUUGAAAAUUUGGCGACGCUGAGCGGCCGAACACUUCGAACGAUUGCACUGAACGCCGACACCGACGCUCAGGAGCUCAUCGGCUCGUACGAGCAAAUUGUUGACGAAAAUUGUUUGCCCGACGCGAAAGAGGCGAUUUUGAAAGUUUUGCACGAUGCUGAAUUGCGAUCGAUGUACGCCGAGAAAUUGAGAGGUGCCGAAGAUUUGACGCAACUUGAAUCAUCGGUCGAAUUGAUACUAUCUGAAAUUUCGAAUGACGAUGUGAAAGCCAAAAUUCGUCACAUCAACGAGAUCGCCAAUCAGGCGUCGAUGCGAUUCGAAUGGAGAGAUUCUGUGUUUGUCGAUGCCUAUCUAAACGGCUAUUGGCUUCUUGUCGAAGACGUCAAUCUGUGCAGCGCCGCAGUUCUUGAUCGUUUGAAUUCGUGCCUCGAAAGCGGCGGAAAACUGGUGGUCGCUGAACGACAGAACAGCUAUGAGCCACUUGAGCCGCAUCCGGAGUUUCGGGUGUUUUUGUCGAUGGACUCGCGAGUUGGUGAAAUUUCGCGAGCGAUGCGAAAUCGAAGUGUCGAAAUUUAUGUUGACGAAACCUCGAGAUGGCACACUUCGACUCGUGAUGUGUCCUCUGUGAUUUGUAGAAGCUUGAAUGAACAUCAGGCUGACUACAUCGCGAGCAAUUUGAGUCCUGAACAGCAGCUUCACUUGUCGAUCCUUUUAAGCGAUGAGAAUCGAUUGCCGUUGCCUUCGCUAUUGAAACUCGUUGGAGCGCCGGAAAUUGAGAAUUUUGAUGAUGGGAAUGAAACGAUCGAGGGACUGAUUGCGCCGAAUGUUCAAUGCGUUGCAAACUUGAAUGGGAAUUAUGAGGAAUGGCUGAUUGAGAAUUGGAAGGUUGCCAUAAAGACAAGAAAAAUAUCGAUGGUUGAAGGCGUCUUUAUGGUAUUGUCAUCGGCGACACCGCAAAUCUUGAAUUCGAACAAUUUGAUUGACGCGUUUGGAAGAAAAUUAAUUGAGCCGUUCAUUUAUCGUUUGAAACACCUCAACCUCGCUGGAAGGCAUUUGAUUGAUCCGAGAUUUGCAGGCGGCUUUUUGAAAAAUGAAAUGGCCGUUAAAAAAUAUAACACGAUGGUUUUGUUCGAAUGGAUGCUGCAAUUACAAUCGAAAAUGCCUAUUGAUGAGAAUUCAGCGGAGAACAUUAGCAAAACGAAAACCAAAUAUGAAAUUGCGACAUGCGAUGUGACAUUCAACAAUUUGCCGUUCAUUUAUUCAUUGAUUAAAGCAACUGUAUCGCUCUGGAAGCAAAACGAACCAAUUUCGAAUGAUGAAUCGAAGCAAUUUUCAAUUUGUUUGUCGUUGCUUCUGCUGAUUGCCGCUUCUCGUCGAAAACUUUCGAAUCGGACUGGUUGUGCUGCCAUUUAUCUCUCUUGGAAUGAUUUGCGAAAUGAAAUCGGAAAACGAUGUGAUAUUUCAUUCCCAAAAGAUGUGAUCUCGAUAAUUGCCAAAAUCGAAGAAGGAUGGACAUCGGAGUCGUUCGAGCAAUUCUUGAAGGCUUAUAUUUGGAGGUGGCGGAACGGUUCGAUUGUCAAGCCGUUUGAGGAUGAGUCGGACGCAGUGAAUUAUGUCCAACGAAUGGAGUUGUCGACGAGUGAGGAAUCGGAGGACGUCGAAAUGAAAGAUGCGAACAAAGAUGAUGAUGAGGAGGAGGAAAAGAAGGAAAUCGUUGAAUCGCCCGUCGAAAUCACGUCGAAUGUUCUCGAAAGCGUCAAUGCUCUUUUUGAUUUUUUGUCGAAUGGUGACACCGAUGAGAGCAAUAAGAUUUUCAACAUCUCGAACAUUUUCAAUGGUUUAAAUUGGACGAGUGUUGAAAAGUCUCGAAUGAUGCGAACCAUCGCGGUGUUAUGUGCGACACUUGUCAAUUCCAAAUUGUUGAGCCAAGCCGAAGAGGGAACCGAUUUUAUUGUUGGCGAUUUGGCUUCGAUUGGCGGCGGCGCACAUUGUCUAGCGACGCGUUUGUUCUUUUCGGCCAUCGCUUACAAUCCGACACUAUCAAAUUUGAGCGUUUCACAUUUGCAAAAGUUUCCGAUUCGCGAGAUUUCUCGAAAAUUGUGGCGAUUGGCGUUGAAUAGCGGUCGACUAAAAACGAGAAUCAGAGAACAUAUCAAACAAGUUAGCUGUGGAAUCAAGGAAUGGAGAGAUGAUAAUGAAAAUGUGGAUUGUGUCGAAGUUGGUGUCGAGAUGAUGCGAAAUGCGGUGCCUCCACCGAACACGCUCGAUCCGGUGAUUUUUGAAGAGGAACAAAUUCAAUUCAUUCGAGCGAAACGACGAAUUCUUCUGAAGCAGCUUGAUAUUCUGUCGACGUAUCGACAAUUGGUGUCGAGACAGGAGCGCGAUUGCGAUUCGGCGACAACUCAUCCGAUUUUGAAAGCGGCACGCGAAAUUGAAGCCGAAUUGAAGUGUCUCGAUGAGAAGCUCACGGAAGGCGGCGACGACGACGCAAUUCGUGCGCGACAAAUUCAUCGUCAAUCCGCAACGCAGUAUGCGACGCUUUGUGCCGAACUUGCGUCGUUCUUCAAUGUCACGCUGGACGCAAUUCGCGAUUCGCGGAAAAUUGAGGAAUCGAGAGCGACGGAUGAGCAGUUGAGAAUCAAAUUGGCGCGAAUGAAAUCGUUCAUUAUUAGCGCCUCCAAUUUUCGAGUGAGCAUUCUCCGAAAGUACUCGUCGUUUGUUGAUGUCGCGACGCCGUUCAUCGCGGGAUUGAUGCUUGUUGAAAUCGCGUUGAAUGAGAGCGUAUUGAACGCGAGUCGUGUGCUGAAACGGCACGAUGCUGAAAUUUCGACGAACUUCCCCAGAAUGAUCAAUAUCACCUCAUCAAAUAAUGGUCUCGUCUCGCCAGAAGUGCUGACAUGGGCGAUUCGCGACUCGUCGCCGAUGCCACUUCUUCUGAAAGCGGCGGUGGUGCGGAAAAGACUCGCAGAAUGCUGUGCGAUGGAAUUGCAAGCGGACAUUCAAUGGGUUCGAAAUCAAUGGAAGAAAUGGUACGAACGAAAUAUUGCUCAAGCAGAGAAAAAGGACUUUGUCUAUCGAUCGAAAAGCGAAGAGGAGAAAGAGCAACUGGAUAUUGAGGAAUACUUUUCGGCGAGCUCGCACGAUUCGCAUGUUCUUUCGGAGAAUGAUGUUUCGCUUUUGUUGGAGGCGGUCGAGAAAACUUCCAAGUCGUUGGUUGACGAAAACAGUCGGAAUGCUUCGGAUGCGCGACACAAAAUGGCAUUGUCAUGGAUGCGAUACGUUUUAUCGGAAGUUGGAUUGAUUCCCGAUGAUCAGUUGGUAGAUAUACGUUGUAUCGAUGGUGACCAAAAGCUGUUUGAAAUCUUGGCCAACAAUGAAGGACUCAACGAUGGUCUUGAAGGAGAGGAUAAGAAAAUCAUCAAUGUCUAUUCAAACUCAUCGCUUCGCGAAUGUCGUCGUGUUGCUUCGAUUCUUGAGAGACUUGCCGCCAGAGUUGGCGAUGUUCGUGAGAGAUGGCCGGAAGUGGUUUCGCUGAAAAGCAUUCUCACGGCGAUUGACGAGUUUUUCGGCGUCUCGGUUGCGAUGCCGCACAUCAAAAUGGCCGCCGAAAUCGAGAAGCUGAUCGAGCAGUGCGAGCAAUGGGAAUCGAUGGCGGAUCGACAGAACUCGCUGAAGGGACCGCUAGACGAGUUGAGGCGGCUUCUUGUCGAAUGGAAGAAAAUGGAGGUGCGCUGCUGGUCGGCGUUGCUCGACAAUUGUCAGAAUGAGGCGAGACAGCGAGCCCAAUUGGUGGCGUUCCCGUUAUUCGAAUCGCUAUUCACCGCUGACUCGAUUGAAGCUGAAACGUCGAUUGUCGCAAUGAGUAUUGAAUGGAUGCACAAUUCGACGCUCAUCGAUUUCGGCACACGAGUUCGUAGCGUUGAAUCGCUUUCGAAAUGGGCGACGAUCAUUGGAAAAAUGGAAUUGAGCGCGAAGUUGUUGUCGGCGUCACGACAUUUCGAGAUGUUCGUCGAAAGCGUUGAGAAGCGCUUGAAAGCGGCGCGCGAGCCGGCCGAGCGCAGUCUGAGCGAUUAUUUGAAAGUUGUCAAAUACAAUGAUUUGAAUCUUUGGAACAUUCGCGUUUCGUCGCAAAAAGCGCACGCGCAACUUUACAAAAUUGUUCGGCGAUUUAAAGCCGCAAUCAAUGAGGAAGUCGACGCCGAUUUCGAGGUGCUUCAAACGCUCGCCGAAUGGCGAAACAAGGCGAUCGAUGAUAGAGAAGAAUCGAGAAUUGAGGACAUUGAAGAUGUCGAGAUUCGAAAGCGUAUUAGGCAAUCGAUGAAAUUCUGUGACGAAGUCUCGGCAAAAACAACUCUUAUGUGCAACGUCACUGCCAUUGAAGAACUUGCCGAACAGACGAAAUCGACAGAUGAGAGCAUUCGCACGAUGAUCAAUUAUGUUGGUGAAGAUUCGGAAAAGGAGAAGCAACAGGGCUAUGCGAGAAAUGCGCGUCAACGUCAAGUCGCCAUGGUGAUUAAAGAAGCGCAAUCGAUUGGUUUGAAUGCGCGGCGAGCGGCUCUGUUGACGCAAGAGCGUAUCAAUGAGAUGAGUGUGAUCGGAAUUGAGACGAGCGGCGAAUGCGAGACGUCGGUGCGAGUUUGUGCCGCUGGCCGAAAUGUUGUCAUCAAGAAGGCGAACAAGAUCGAUCAGCAAGUUGGCGUCUCGACGCGAAAACACUUGACGGGAAUUAUUGAAUAUGGAAUGGACUAUAUGAUAAAAAUGCAUGGGAAUCUCAACAAAUGGACCAACGAUGCUGGCAGAAUUGAGAAGGCGAUUGAUGAAAUGAAGCGAAUUGUCGAGAAUCAGAAAGUUUCUUGGAAUAUCGAUCAUGAAAUUGUUGCCGGAAGAGUUGAGAACAUUUCCAAGCUUAUUAGCGAUGUUUCGAUUAUUGUUGAAAUUGUCAUGAGAAGAUUGAACGAGAUUCCCGAGAACGUUGAUGAUGAAUUCGCGAAAGAGCACCAUCAUCCAUUGGCGAGAAUUUGCAAGUCGGAUGAGAUGGCGAAAAAAUUGAUGAGUUGCCUCAAGAGAAUUGAGAUUUCGUUGUCAAAUCUGAAGCGGACAAAUGAUGAGAUCAAUGAGAAUGAUGGCAAAAUCAUUGAGAAUGCGAAAUUUGAAUACUGGAAGAGAGAAAUGAAGAGCUAUGUUGAAGAAGCAAUCGGUGAAUUUGAAACGUUUGAUGGAUUCUUCGACGUCGAAUCAAUUGAAAUGAAACGAUUGCUGUUUUUGAUUCAAGCGGAUGUUGAUAAAUUGUUGCCAUUGGAAGAGCCGACGCGAAAAGAAAUCAACGUGGCCCGUGUUUUAAUGGUUAUUCAAAAUAUUUAUAAAGGCCUCGAGAAUGCCGAAAUUGACGACACCGUUGCUCUUGACAAGAUAAUCAGCGUGGCGAACUGUUUGAAUGCGUCCGACAUGGGAUCUCUUGUGAUUUGGCUUGAAGAGAUGAUCGAAGAGCAUCGAAGCGGACGAGUUGUCCGUCAGGGAAUGCGCGGCGUUGUGGAGCUCACCAAAACAGCUGUGCACAUGUUGAACGAAUGUAUUGCUCGUUUGACGAAUUGCCUCGGAAAAUUCUGCGUUUUGUAUCACGCAAUUCUUUCGAUGACAAUUCAGCUGUUCGAACACGGCUACGUGAAUACGAUUCCGAAAGCCGACAAACAGGAAAGUGGCGAUGGUGAAACGGAUGCGAGUGGCGAAGGUGGCGGAAUUGGCGAAGGUGGAACCGCCAAAGACGCCAAAGAUGUCACCGACGAGAUGGAAGAGACCGGGCAGAUUGAAGGUCUUGAAGAUGAGCAGCCGGUUGAUUCGGAAGAGCAUGAAGCGAAAAAUGAGAAUGAGAAGCCGAUUGAAAUGGAAGAUGAUUUCGCCGAAGAUUUGCAAGAUAUUGACAAAACCGAAAAAGGUGACGAGAAUGAUGAGAAUGACCAAUCCGACGAGGAAACGCCGGAGCCGGAAGAUCAAAUUGGUGACGUCGACGAUGAAGAUGAGAAGCAGCUUGAUCCGGACAUGUGGGAUAACGAUGAGAAAGAGGAGAAUGAUGCGAAGAACAUGGAUCAGGAGCAAGACGGCGCCGACAAAGAGACGAACGAGAUGGUGGCCAAAGAAGAUAAUGCCGAUCAAAAGAAUGAUGAGGGUGACGAGAAAAAGGAUGAGAAUGUAAGAAUUUGCAUUUAUGUUUAA
This is a messenger RNA of Caenorhabditis bovis, 11271 nucleotides long. The record is from the annotation of a GenBank genome assembly. NCBI's taxonomy places the organism in Eukaryota, Metazoa, Nematoda, Chromadorea, Rhabditida, Rhabditidae.